Blepharisma stoltei is the source of this 696-nucleotide messenger RNA. NCBI's taxonomy places the organism in Eukaryota, Ciliophora, Heterotrichea, Heterotrichida, Blepharismidae. The record is from the annotation of a GenBank genome assembly.
AUGAAAAUCUAUAUAGAGCUGAUUAAAAGAAUUGAAGAAGGAAACAGCUUAGAAAUAGCUGCCAAAAAUUUAAAGCCUAAGCUUGUCCACAUUAUUGAGACAAUUAAACAAGAAAUUGAUUUAUUAAAGCAACAAGAAAUUUUGCUUCAGAUAGCUUGUAACCACUACGAUGGAUUAGCUCAGAAAUUUCCAGAUAGAGUGAGUUUCUUAAAUGAUGUCUCUAGAGCUGACAUGUGUGAGGUUCGUUCAUUAGCCCAACCUCAUAUGCUUGUCCAAAUGGUAGCUGAGGGAGUCGGCAUUCUACUGAAUGAAAAAGAAAAAUGAAAUUCUUUUUAUCAAAAGCUUCCUAAUGGAGUAUCAGCUUUAUUGGAUGUUGAAUAUAAUCAACUUUCUGAGCAAAUCCUAUAUGAUUUAGGAACGAUUGUUAAUGCCUAUAGAAAUAACACCAGGGCUUUUUAUAUGGUAUCUAGAGCUACAGCAAAAUUAUUCUGCUUUUUAUUAGCUACUUAUGACUUAGCAAUUACAAUUAGAGAUAAUUUCCCACAGUUUACAAGCUUCAAAGAUAUUGAUAGACUUGCAAGAAAAGAGCUUUUUGAAUAUAGCAACUUGGAAGCUGUUAGAAAUAAAAUAAAGAAUAAAGAAAUGGAGUUAGAUUUAUUGAUACAAUCGGACUUAAAGUUAUCCAAAAUAUUAUAG